Molecule: messenger RNA, 1253 nt
Organism: Ictidomys tridecemlineatus (thirteen-lined ground squirrel)
Lineage: Eukaryota; Metazoa; Chordata; Mammalia; Rodentia; Sciuridae
Gene: Prr22
Product: proline rich 22
Source: RefSeq, a predicted model, not a curated record
CCUGCCCAUGCAGCACCCCAAGCCCUUCUACCCCACCGCAGCCCCCCAGGAAGGCUUCAGCCCCAGGGGCCUGGAGAGCACCGAGGGGCUGGGCAGCCAGCCAGCGCCCGCCUGCCCCGAGUCUGCUCCUGCCGUGGCCUCGAACCUCCUGUAUCAGCCCCUAAGCUCGGAGAAAGAGGCGUUUCCCGCCCCUCCAGCAGGCUUCCAGAUGGCGCCAUGCGGCUGCUUCUUCGACCCCCGCAUCUACCGAAUCGAGUGGGCCACCACCGACUUUGGCCAGUCGUCCCUGUACAAGCUGGCCGUGGCUGGGGGCCCCGCCUCGCCAGGCAGCUACCUCCUGGAGCCGCAGCGCUACCUCAAGGGCCCCGUGCCAGCCCCGCCACCGUACCCCCACUACCAGCCGGCGCCCGGGGGGUCCCAGUACCUCAUGCCCUACUUCCCCCCUGAGGGACCUGGGCCCGAGGCCCUGGGCUUUGUGGGCGAUGGGGGGCCCCCCGCCUUUGUGGACCUACCCCCGCCGCUGCUCAAGGAGAGCCUGGCGCCCCCCAAGGAGAGCAAGCUGCCCCCGCUGCUCGUCACGCUGCCCACCGAGGCCACCCUGCCCCCCAGCACCUACGGCCCCCUCAAGGGCCACCUCGGCCAAGUCCACGGGUCUGAGGGGGCCGCACGGCCCAGCGAGCCCCUGGCUGUCCCCACCAAGGAGCCGCAGGGUGGCAGUGGGGCCGUGCCCAGCCUGCCGCACGCCACGGGUCCCGGGGAGACCAAGGCCCCGGAGGCGGCGCGGGCCUUCGUGCUGCCGGACAAGGUGCUGCUAGAGGACGCCAUGAAGCUCUUCGACUGCCUGCCCGCCGGCGCGGAGCCCGAGGCCACCCCGCGCAAGCUGCCCAGGCCCGGCCUGCCCGACUGCGGGGGCGGGGGCGGCGGCGGCGACUCCUCCAGUGACAUCCGCUCCCUGCACCUGCCCGACGAGCUGCUGUCCUUCGACUACAGCGUGCCCGAGAUCCUGGACACCGUGUCCAACGUGGACUGCUUUUUCAACUUCAAGGCGCUUGACGAGGACCCGCCGCCCCGCCUGGGGCCCCCUGCUGCUGACCCUGCGGCCCCUGUCCUGAGGUCUGACCCCCCGGGGAAGAAGAAGGCUGCCUCUGCCGUCAGGAAGGGGAAGCUGGGUGGCAAGGGCAGGCAGGUGGCAGCCCCCGUGGGGCCGCGGCAGGACCUGGGAGUCACCCCCCAUUAAAAGUUUUGAUCUCUCA